Messenger RNA from Stylophora pistillata, 4269 nucleotides. RefSeq names its product somatostatin receptor type 2. Gene Ontology annotation, molecular function: G protein-coupled receptor activity. Gene Ontology annotation, cellular component: plasma membrane. Gene Ontology annotation, biological process: G protein-coupled receptor signaling pathway. NCBI's taxonomy places the organism in Eukaryota, Metazoa, Cnidaria, Anthozoa, Scleractinia, Pocilloporidae. The record is from RefSeq and is a predicted model, not a curated record.
GCAACUGCUAUAACGUCAAGGCUGUUAUCAUAUGAAAUUGCUUGGAAACCGCAGAGUUGCCAUAGAUAUGCCAUAGUUUUCUAGGUCCGUUUAAAUCGUAUUUUUUCUUGUAACUUUAUGUAGACGAUAUAUACAUGUUUGCUUUUAUUUGAACUUAUUUUAUAGCCUUUAAGGUAGGACGAGGUACAAAACAUGACGCAAAAUGAUGCAGCAAAUUACAUGUUUAGGAUCAACGUCUUUUCAAUAAAUAACCAAAACAGACCAAGAUAGACAAAUGACCUGCAGGGUUUUAUAUUAGCGGAAUAUGCCAGGUAUCAUGAGAGUGGGAUAUUUUGAACACACGUAAAACCUCUUAAACGAAAACCACGAUCGGUCUAUUAUGGCAAAAUUCACGCCACGUACAACUGCUUCAUAUGCAUGAGUUGCGUUUGUUUUCAAAAUAGAACGACCCGAUUGACUGUUUGUAUUUUUGCUUCCAUAACGUUAAAACAUUUCUCCGAAAGUACAACGACGGAUUAGUUUAAUACAGAUCUUUACAGAAAUUAAAUUCAUCAAAGUUGGUAAAUAGUUUACAAGUUUUUGAUACCAAAGUAAUAAAAGGUGAAAACGUCUGUGACCUGUAGACUUCUAGCAUCGUCGUUAGAAUGGAUAAUUAUUCCUAAAAAAAAAAGUAAAAACAAAUUAAUACUAACACUACUGAUGAAACCAAAUCUUCAUUUAGAAGUGCUAUGUAUCACAUGGCUAAAGGGUGAUGUACCGUUUGCUUAUUGAAAGUGAAUACUCAAAAGCAUUGUAUUUACCAUGAUUAGUCUCUUUGAAUGGUUUAGUAUUUCAAUCAAGUUUGCAUUUUUAUCAGCGCUGCGGACGUGAAAUCAUGAAUCAUUUCCGGACAAAGAAGCUAAAACGCGUGUUUACGAAGUAGUACGCAGAGCGCAAGGACACAUAAACAGUCACCUUUUAUUCCGCACUGAAUGUUCUCGCAAACUGUUAUUGUCUGUUUACAAUUUGUAAGUUUAUAACAGGCGACAUUCAUAAAAGCCUGCAUCUUUUUCGUAAUUGCAUAAUAAUAGCAGUGAAUGAAUGGUAUUUUGUCGACAUACUAAAUUUUUCCGGGAACUGUUUCCUGGAACUAAUUUUCUUCAUAACGAAGAUUGUAACUAAAAUUGCUAACACCACACACUCGAAUCUUAAAACGUCAGGUUCUAGAAGAAGACCCAAGACCUCAAUUAAAUAUUCAUGGAUGAUCGGUUCACUUCUGCAUCCAAGCUUCGUCGAUCGAAGAUUCCAGUCGUGUUUUUAAUUUCGUUCUGCCACUCUAUUGUUAAAUUCCAGCACGUAGCAAGUACAUUUCAUUUUCCGACGUUAGAGCUUUAAUGCGUUUUCAAAAGUUUCUCUUACGAAUGGAACAUGUGUAUUUACUACAAAGACGUUUGCAAAUAUCCGGGGUUGUGGCGAUAUUAUUUUCGAAGUUUGAUAAAACCUCUCUUUAGGAGAAAUUACAUAGUUCAUGACAACAAGUACUUGGAAAAAAUAAAAUUUUUCUUUAUUUGUGCCAUCCUUAGUGCUUGAUUUAGACAACGUUAUAUUUGGCGGAAAGGGAUCAACGUUGCUCACGAUAAUAGGUUACGAACAUGUCAUUGAAUAAGUCAUCUCAACAGUAAACAAAGAAAUCCUAUGUCGAGUGAAAUUUGCAUUUUUAAUGUUCUUUGGAAAACCGCAAGACUGAUGAUAAGCUAACAUAGCGUCCAGAAACAUCGCUCUGGAUAAAUCAUGUAGUUCUCUUACAAUAAAUCUUUCCUUGUACAUGCGGGUUUUGGAGAAAUUAAGAUGGCUUCCUGAUGAUCUCAGUUUUUUCAAUCUGUGAAUUAUUUUGGUUAUGAUGGCGUUCCGCAGUCAAGGAUUUUUCUCCGUUGGUUUCGACCGGAAAAGGAAACGAGCAAAGUUUGCUUCACAAGCGUACACUUCACUUAGUCUCUGACUAAUAAGAGUCCAUCAUUUGUAGUACCUCAAAACGGAUUGCAGCCACUAGUUAUAUCAUAUAACCUGAGAGAAGAGUUGACGAAUUUUAACGUGGACUGAAAAUUGCUUGUGUUUUCUCCAGAACUGUGAUAGUACUUCGUUGCUGAGGAAGCUACAAAAAAAUAUCAUGACGAGAUAGGAACAUAUUGGAUCAAGGAUGGUUCAGGAAGGAUAAGAUCUGGUUUUCUGGAAAUGCAGGGACAUUAAAUUUGACGGAUACUAGUAACCCAACGGCACGUCGUCUCCGUAACGGAAGCGACUCAUUUCCAUGAUGGUUAACGAUUCCAACGGCCCUGUCAAUAACCAGAGCCGGGCAAGAACGCAAUUCUUCACACCCACGGAGGUGAUGGGAUGGUGUUUUGCAUUUGGUCUCGUCGAUAUUCUCAUUGUGAUGAGCAACACCCUCGCCAUAGUUGUGUUCACGCGUAGCAAGUUGCUACGGAAACGCACAAACUACUUUUUGCUGUGCCUGGCGAUUGCAGAUAUGAUGGUUGGUACAAUAUCAUUACCAAUAUUUGUACAUACUCUUGUUCUUUACACAAGAGGUGAAGUGCUGGAAGCCAAGUGGAUCGACGUACUCCAUAGAUUAUUGGACAUUUUUUCAGGAAUUGCUUCAAUCUUUGCACUAACAACUAUAGCAUUGGAACGUUUGUACUCAGUGGUUUUACCAAACUGGCAUCGAACCACACCAAGUUGCUUGUAUUUUAUCUUGAUAAGCAUGAUAUGGAUUGUGGCAGGCGUGCAUGUUUUUGUAAAAGUGCUCGCUGAAAAGAAAGUGGUCUCAGACGAUAUAUUUUUGUACCUUUUGCUUGUUUCUUUCUUCUUUUGCGUUGUGGUAAUUUGCUUGGCUUACAUCGGUAUCUGGUUCAAGGUCAACCAGAGGAUACACGAGAAAACGAAGAAAUCGUUGGAAAAAGACAAGAAGCUAGCAACAACACUUUUUCUCGUGUCGGCUAUUUUCAUCUUGACUUGGUUCCCAUUCCAAGGAAUGAACAUCUUCAUCCCAAGAUGGUGUGAAAAGUCAUGCACUUUACCCAUUCUGACUCUCCUUUUCCUCACUAAAUUGAUGCAAUAUAUGAAUUCGUUCAUCAAUCCUAUCAUCUACACCUUCAAGAUGCCUGACUUCAGGAGAGGUCUUCUAACUUUAUUUGGAAAGAAAGUUUUAUAUGGGGCAUCGACCCGAGCUACUUCGAGGAUGUUAUCUGACCGACGCCGGAGAGCGAGCACUUUACGAUCGAGUGAAACAGAAGCUAAUGGCAACUGUGAGUGUGCACUGUAACUUUGUAGAGUGACCUAAAAAGACUAUUCCAUAGGAGCAGCAUCGUCUCAGUUACUAUCCUAGGGGAUGAAAUGUAAUGAUUUCUAUCUGAAAGAAUUUCUAUUCAAGACUGCGCUUAGUGCGGGGGGGGCGACACCACUGUGUCGAGAUCUUUGCGCAUGUGCACAACUGGGCUAUCCGAAAGUUUCCACAAUCUAUAUAAUCAAUCUUCCUCAGGGAUGAUCGCUCGAAACGGACGCCCUACAAUGUUUUGACAUCUUUUGAAGUCUCCUUUUUGUUCGUGGUUUUGAUAACUUCGCUUAACUCUCGAGCUGAGGUGAAGCCAAAGGCGUCCCGUUGUCAGACAACGUACAAUAUGAAUUUUUAAACAAAGAAGUAGAUGUCGACUUUUCCGUUCAAUACCCACCCGAGAACUUGUUAUAUCUUGCUUUAGUGAAUAGAAGGAAGAAACCUCGAGGUAUAAUUACGGUCCUUAAAAUCAAUUAAUUCCUUCCCCCCCUCCCCCCAAAGUUGUGGAUUUUGAUUGGUUCUCCAUUUCACAUAAAUAAUUGAAAAGAUGUCAAAACAUUUACCGAGUAGCAAUAGAAGAAGAUCAUUCGUUGACACUGUUUGAGUGUGGACGCUUACCGACAUUUUCGGCUCGUGCAUGAAUAAGGUUUCGUGGUCAUUUUCGAGACUUAUUAUGUUCCUUUUCAAAUAACCCCUGAAUAUUUAAUUUGGGUCUUUAGUCAAAAGGUGUGCAAACUAAAAUAACUGUUUGGUACCUCGCUACCAAGAACUAAAUGUAAAACAAUCAUUCUUUUUUUUCUGUAUACCCUCAUCAGCGACAAAUCAAAGGAGCCUCUUCCUUAGUUUUAGGUUUAUCUUUAUACAGUGUUUUGUCUUUAAGGCGAACUCAGUCAAUGUAAAUAAGUUGCAUAGUGUCGCACUUUACGUAUUAUAUAUUAUGAACUUUAUGUACAUAAAAAAAA